AUGGCAGAUUCAGCUGUCGGUCUAAUAAAAGGUGGCAUCUCUUUAGCAAUGUACCUAAAGGAAGCCUACGAAGGAUACAAAGAAAACAAUGAAGAAUGUAAACGGCUUAUUGCAAAAGUUGAUAUCAUUAAAGAUGAGUUACCAAAGUUACAAAAUUUUGAGGAAAUAAUGGAAACCAACAGUUCUGCGGAGGCAGAUUCAACUAUGAAUUCAAAAGACAGUUUAAAAGAGUCAUUGAACAUGUUAAUCGAGGAUCUUGAAGUAUUCAAAGUAUUCCACGAAAAACACAGAAAAAAAUUUAAACCAUUUAAAUUCUUAUUUCACAAAGGAGCAGCAAAAGAUAUAGAGAAAUUAAAUAAAAAUUUGGAAGCAUCGUGUGGUUUGAUUAUGUUUCAAGUGUCUAUUAUGGAUAAAAUAAAUUCCCGGCAAGAUCAACGGGAUAUAUUGAAUAAAAUAGCUGAAAUGCCAGCAAGAAUAGCAAAAUUAUUGGCUGAAAGAUUAUCGGUAACGUAUGAAUUUCGUUUUAGAAUUCGAAUAUAG
Messenger RNA from Rotaria socialis, 540 nucleotides. NCBI's taxonomy places the organism in Eukaryota, Metazoa, Rotifera, Eurotatoria, Philodinida, Philodinidae. The record is from the annotation of a GenBank genome assembly.